Molecule: messenger RNA, 1021 nt
Organism: Octopus sinensis (East Asian common octopus)
Lineage: Eukaryota; Metazoa; Mollusca; Cephalopoda; Octopoda; Octopodidae
Product: synaptonemal complex protein 3-like
Exons: 9
Coding region: 70-879 (269 amino acids)
Biological process (GO): meiotic cell cycle; spermatid development
Cellular component (GO): synaptonemal complex
Source: RefSeq, a predicted model, not a curated record
AGAAAAUUAAAGGCUCGACACUAAUAGGAUGAAUGGCAAAGCUGACCUGGACUUCAUUCUGAACUCAGAAUGAAUAUACAUUUGUCAAAAAGUGCUUUUUAUUGUCGACAAAAGGCAAAUAAAAAUAAAAUUCCGAUGUCUCUCACCAAAGUGGAAAUCUCCCAUAAAAAGAUACUCGUUUCCAGUUACCAAAGCAACCAAAUGCCGAGAAAAGUUGUAAAAAGAAGUGCAUCUCCGUCGGACAAAGAAGAAAUGUCGCCUGUUCUUGCUCGACACAGUUCGCCAGAAAUGAGAGAUGGAGAGUCACCAAAUCUGCUAACUGUGAGCAAGAAAAAAGAGAUCAAAGGAGUUAACGAUGAAGAAUUUGGUUUCGAAAUGAAGAAAAUGCUGGAAUCCUUUGAAGUUGACAUAACCAAAACUUUGGCAAAUAAACGCAAACGCCUGGAAACUUUUACUCAAAAUAAAAUGAAAAACAGUAACAAGAAGAUUGAUGAAAUAUGGAAAAUGCAACAAACUGAAAGGCAGAAGCUGUAUGAUGACUAUUGCAAUCAAAUGAACAAUAUUCUACAACAAUGGGAUGUUGAUUUGAGCAAAUCAAAAGAACAAGAAGAAAAACUACUGGCUGUCUUUAAACAGCACCAGAAGUUGUGUCAGCAGAACUCUUUGGUUCAACAACAGAAGCUGAUGACUCUUCAUGAACUUCAUGAACAAUUCUGUAAGGGGUUGAAAGAUUUGGAAAGAAACCACCAAGAACAACAGUCAACAGUACUGUCAGAGUUAAAGAAAGAAAUGGCUUUGUUACAGAAGAGAAUAUUAAUGGAUACACAACAACAAGAAAUGGCUAAUGUUCGCAAAUCUCUUCAGUCUAUGCUGUUUUGAUGUAUUGAGUAAAACAGUGCCUUAAACAUUUCAACUUCAUUAAAUUAACUGUUCAUUUCACUUUUGUUAAUUAUAAUCAUCCUUCUAAUAUUAUAUAUUUUAUUCAAUAGAAUUAAAUAUAUUGGAGCAAUGAUUUGAGUGU